Molecule: messenger RNA, 381 nt
Organism: Alternaria postmessia
Lineage: Eukaryota; Fungi; Ascomycota; Dothideomycetes; Pleosporales; Pleosporaceae
Gene: SNU13
Product: RNA binding protein snu13
Exons: 2
Coding region: 1-381 (126 amino acids)
Biological process (GO): maturation of SSU-rRNA; ribosome biogenesis; mRNA splicing, via spliceosome
Cellular component (GO): nucleolus; U4/U6 x U5 tri-snRNP complex; precatalytic spliceosome
Molecular function (GO): RNA binding
Source: RefSeq, a predicted model, not a curated record
AUGGCCGAAGACAACAGCGCCGCAUGGCCCCAGGCCGACCAGGCUCUCUCUCAGGAGAUCCUCGACCUUGUGCAGCAGGCUACCCACUACAGGCAGUUGAAGAAGGGAGCCAACGAGGCCACCAAGACUCUCAACCGUGGUAUCAGCGAGUUGAUCAUCCUCGCGGCCGACACCUCCCCUCUCGCCAUCCUUUUGCACUUGCCCCUCCUUUGCGAGGACAAGAACGUCCCGUACGUCUACGUCCCAUCCAAGAUGGCUCUCGGCCGCGCUUGUGGUGUCGCCAGGCCCGUUAUCGCUGCCAGCAUCACGACCAACGAAGCUUCCGAUCUCAUGGGACAGAUCCGCACCCUCAAGGAUAAGGUCGAGCGCCUCCAGAUCUAA